Messenger RNA from Papaver somniferum (opium poppy), 3674 nucleotides. Its product is annotated as probable GTP-binding protein OBGC2. Gene Ontology annotation, cellular component: mitochondrion. Lineage: Eukaryota; Viridiplantae; Streptophyta; Magnoliopsida; Ranunculales; Papaveraceae. The coding region runs from base 1367 to 3007 and encodes 546 amino acids. The record is from RefSeq and is a predicted model, not a curated record. The transcript has 11 exons. Gene Ontology annotation, molecular function: GTPase activity; GTP binding.
UUUGUUAUCGAUCAGUAAAGAAAUUAGGAAUAGUUGAUUAUUAUAAUUAUUAAGCAGUAGAAUAAAAGAAGAAGAAAUGGGUAUAAAAUAGUUGAUUAGGAUUUGUCUGUGGGUCAGAUUUCAAUUAAGAUCUAAUUCAAGAAAAUUGAACCAAUUGAGAUGCUGCUACUGCUCUACAAUUAAAUUCAUUGAUACAAAUGAAGAGAAAUCAACCUCUUAUACUCCCUUCGCAUCUCCAUCUACACCUACCCAAUACGUUUUGGUCUGUUUUGAUCUAUCUAGCAGUGUAUCAACUUGUUAACCAACCAUGGUUUAAUGGAGGGUUUACUUUCCAAGCAACAAACAUAAUUUGAUUUAGAAGUUGAGGUAAGGAAAUGAUUAUGUCUCGAAUUCGGUUUUUAUUUGGGUCUGUUAUGCUUACAAGAGCUAUUCGAUAAAAGAACUAAAAGGCAUCACUGGUUUGAGCACUAGGAACAUCAGCUGCGACUUGAUUAUAGGGAAUUUAGUUUGACGAGGUCGUCAUUAUCUCUCCACAGAUGAAGGUCAAGAUCUUCUCUCAAAUUCAGAAGCUUCAACCAGCAACAACAACAUUCAUAGGUGUUGCUAGAUUCAAGAAGCAACAACAGAAAGAUUCGGGGGUUUUCGAAUUGAUGAGGAUUUCGGCCGUAUUUAUCCUGAAUUGUAUGCUGAAAAAUUAGAUCUGAUUUAGGAGGGUUCUAGUGCAGUGGUGUCUGAGAUUGGGUUUUACCCAAAUAUGGUGUUGAAUAACGAUAUCAUUUGGCAUGGUUUUGAAUGUGGAUGGAUGAUAAUUCGAUUGAACUGGGUAGGAGUGUUGGUGUUAUAUGGUGGUGGUGGCUAGAAGUUUAUGUGAUCUGAAAUUGGAGGUUCUUGAUAGAGAAGAACACCCAGCAACAAGAGCAUAAAAGUAAUGGCGGACUGUGCCGGAAAAGGAGGAGAAUAUGUGGUGUUCUUGAGGGUAUUUUGGGAAGAUCAUGAAACACGUGUACUAUCUACGCCACGCAUGCACAGGUGUUGACUCAGCUAACUGAGCAAUGGACGGAAAAACUAACGAUGGGAGGAAACACUAAUUUUCAUUUUGGUGAGGAAAAGCUAAUUAGCGAUCCUGGAAGGGGAGGAAACGCAAAAUACCCCAAAAUUAAAACUUAAAAACAGAAACAAAACCUAAUUUCUGUUCUUCAUUCUUUACAUUUCAAUUGCUCUAUUUCUUCCUCUCCUCUUUCUCUUCAUCCUUUUCAUCGUAAAUCCAUUUGAAUUCAUUUCAUUGAACGCUCUUCUUCUUCCUCUCCUCUUUCUCUUCAUCCUUUUCAUCGUAAAUCCAUUUGAAUUCAUUUCAUUGAACAAACCCAUGGUAUAUGUAAGAUGCCGCCCCUCUAAUGGAAUGCGACGCCCCAAUAAUAGCCUUCUUCUAGAAUGCUGUCUCGUUCCAACUAAGUUUAAGCAGUCUCUUCUAAUGGCUUAUCUACUUAGUCCGUCUACAACUUCUCUGAACCUAAAUCUUCCUACUGAUUCGUACCACUCCACUCGCUUAACCACUACUUGCCUUCCUUUACCUAACAGAUUGAAUUGGGACAGUCUGCAUUCACGGCCCAAUGGCUGCCGUGUUCUUAAGUGCAAACUUACCAAGAUAAAGGAGUAUCCACCGUCAACCCCUUCGACAUUGAUAAAGGAACCUCACAAGUACUUUGAUCAAGUAAUUAUCACAGUUAGAUCUGGUGAUGGUGGUCAUGGUGCAAUUCUUGGUAUGCCUGAUCAGAAAGCUCCUCCGAAAUCGCAAGGAAAAUAUGGCAAAGAAAAUAAGUGGAAAAGUUCGUUCAGAAGAGAUUCAGAUGGAUCACUUAUCCUUCCCAUGGGUGGUCAUGGGGGUGAUGUUAUCAUUUAUGCAGAUGAGGGAUUGGAUACGUUGUUAGAAUAUCAUAAGAAGAGUAGGCAUAACGCCAAGCGUGGGGGAAAUGUUGAUGCUAUGGGUGUCCUGACCAAACAACUGCGUGACGGACUAGCUGCUCCGACAGUGCGUAUACCUGUCCCCGUAGGUACAGUUGUGAAACGUAAGAGAGGGACCUUUCUGGCGGAUCUAGCACAGCCAGGUGAUGAAAUUCUGGUUGCUAGAGGUGGGCAAGGUGGGAUCAGCUUGUUGGAGAUGCCUGAACAUAAAAAGAAAAAAGCAAUGACGAUAAGUAGUAAUGUCAUGAGGGAUGACAGCGACAAGGUGUUAACUCUUGGUCAACCUGGGGAGGAAGUUAAUCUAGAGCUGAUUUUGAGGGUAGUUGCGGAUGUUGGUCUAGUGGGACUGCCAAAUGCUGGAAAAUCAACUCUCUUGGCAGCGAUUACUCUUGCAAAACCUGAGAUUGCCAAUUACCCUUUCACUACAUUAAUUCCAAACCUAGGAAGGCUAGGCGGAGAUCCUAGUUUAGGUGCAGGAAAAUUUUCGUCAGAGGCAACCUUAGCAGAUUUGCCUGGUCUCAUCGAAGGUGCUCAUUUGGGGAAGGGUCUUGGUCGCAAUUUCCUGAGGCACCUGAGAAGGACCCGACUGCUGGUUCAUAUUGUCGAUGCAUCUACUUAUGACCCUGUAAAGGAUUACAGAACUGUCAAAGAAGAAUUGCGGAUGUACAACCCUGAAUACCUUGAGCGUCCAUUUCUUGUUGUGUUAAAUAAGAUUGAUCUUCCUGAGGCACAAGACAGGAUGCCAUCUUUGAUUGAAGAAAUAUCGAUGAUUGGGUGCGAUGAGUUACCUGCAGAGCUAGAAAUGGAUGUUGAUAAAGCGGAUAAACUGCUACCAAUUCAAAAUGAAAAUGUUAAUGUGCCUUCUUCUGGGUCUCCUAAAAGAGAUAGGAGGGAGAAACAAAUUGAAGAGUAUCCUCGCCCUCUUGCCGUUGUGGGUGUUAGUGUCCUAAAAGGUAUCAGAAUUGAUGAAAUGCUCAAGGAGAUAAGGGGAGGUUUGAGGAAGAGUCAAGGUUUUGAGAAAGAAGAGCUCGCACUAAGAACUUGAUAAACAUGAUGGACAGCCAUAAAUACUCUGCUUAUCCAUGUCAUACUGCCAUGGAGAAUUUACACAAGUAUGCCGUGUGUGAUCGUUGGGAUUUAAAUCCUUCAAGUCAAGGAUUAUCCAAUUUAUUCUUAUGUCAGGAAAAGUUGGGCCAUCCAAAGCCAUGUUUACACAAUACUCCACCUUGGACUACCAUUCCAAAAUGUCGUUGCCUCUAGUUAGUGCAGUGAAAAGGUUUGAAUCACUUGGUUUUUUGUCUAGUAGUUGUGAGAAACGGGUGUGCAUCUUUUUCACGUACCGUUUUCACUUGAAUCGGAGAUCUUUUAUUCCUUAACUGAUGAAGUAUUGCAAGUGAGUUGAAAACUCUGGGACAGGUACAUUACAGCUUAGAACAACAGAUGGUGCUAGCAACUAGAUCUAACCAGGGUUCUUUUGGUGUCAUAUAACUUAAACCUUCCAAAUGCAUGGCCGUUCAGAAGGUUGUGGAUGAGAAGAUAUCAACCUUAUCAAACAAUCAGUGUAUUUUGCUUCUCUCUAGUUUCUUAAAAGUAGCUUGUAAGUUUGCUAUGUAUGGCUGCUAAACAUGCUAUAAGCAAGCGCUGGACGCACAACUUUCUUUUGGUUGUAAUUAGUUGUUUCUUGUGUUUGAAUGAAAUGAUCCUUUCCAGAA